Molecule: messenger RNA, 1506 nt
Organism: Anthonomus grandis grandis
Lineage: Eukaryota; Metazoa; Arthropoda; Insecta; Coleoptera; Curculionidae
Exons: 5
Coding region: 563-1444 (293 amino acids)
Source: RefSeq, a predicted model, not a curated record
UUUUACGACUGUCCAGAGGAUCCUAUGUUACAAUUAUCCUGGCGGGUUUUGUGUAACAUCCCGAGGGCGAAAGGCAAAGUGCCAACUCCCGUGGACUUUCUAAAAAUCUGCUCGAGCCAUUUUAAUUUUACUGAACCGAAAAAUACGAGUACAGCGGCAGAUGCAAAAAGGCAGGAGAGAAUAACUCAAGACGUAUUAAAAUUUAAUAUAAACACUGAAACAAAGGCCAUAAAAGCUUUAAAAGGUAAAAUAGCAAAAAAGAAAAAAGUGGUAGACAAUAAAAAUAAAAAAGUGUCCUGCUUAAAGCUAACCCUGGAAAGUGUCACCAAAAGUAAUCAAACCCAGAAACCAGGACAUUUUACUUUAGAGUCCAAACUGACCCCGGCACAAAUCGAGGUACUUAAAGGGGAAAAAAAGAAAGUGUACUGGUCGGACGACGACCUUGCCCAAGCAUUUUCCUUACGGCAUAUGGCCGGCAAAGACUUUUAUUUAUAUUUAAAAAACACCCUGAACUUUCCUCUGCCCGCUUUGGCUUGUGUGCAAGCGUGGGCCGGAGCAGACUAUGACAACCCCUAAAUCAAUUAAUUUAAAAAUGUCAGGUAACGGUCAUUUCUUGUGCAACAUCAUUGGGUGUAAAAAUAGUGAUUUAAAAACUGUCGAGUCCACUCCUCUGUUUCGUGUUCCCAAGGAUAAAAGGGCUCGCUUAUGGAAGCAGGUUCUUAACGGUUAUAUAGGGGAUGCUGUGGCGCAUAAGGCGUAUGUUUGCAAGGAGCAUUUUAAGCCCGAGGACUUUUAUGACGAGCAUAAACUGAAGAAAACUGCUGUUCCUGAUGUGUCUUGUGGCAAGUCAACUGAGGAUAAGGAUGGUUCAAAUAAGGAAAAAGAUUCAAUUGAGAGCAGUAGGGAGACACUGAAGAAUUUGAAGGUUAUUAGGAAAGUCUUGGAGGGUGAAUAUAACCAACUCCAAGAGCAGGAAACGCUCCUGAACAAAACCAUCGAGAGCCUUAAGGAAAAAAUCGCCAAUCCAAACCCGGACAUCCCGAAAAUCCCCGAAAACCACACAGAACUGCUCAGAAAAUGCUUUUCCGCGGCUCAAAUCGACUUAUUCACGAACCGCACCGAGUCACCGAAAUGGGAUCAGAACGAUUUCGCUCUCGCUUAUGUGGUUUACAGUAUGACCUCCUCUGAGGUCUACAAUCACUUGAGGGAUCACGUUCGCUACCCCCUACCGAAACUGGCAGAGGUUUUUCGUUAUUUAAGGGAACACAGGGCAAAAAGUAAGGAGGCCAAAAGUACCGAAGACGAACCAGAGGUCGAAACCAUCGAAAUUUAUACCGAAGAAGAGGAGAUGGAAACCUGCGAUGUUGCGGAGAGUGAUCCCGAGAUCGAAACUAUUCAAAUUUUAGGUGAUGAUGAUGAUGAGGAGGAGGAAUUAAUUCAUUAAUUUUAGUUUAGAGUUAUAAUUAUUAGUUGAAUUUAAUUAAACACAUUACUGUUUAUAGUAAA